AUGGAUCACAUUGUGAUGCGGCAAAUUUUCCUGGCUUUUUUCACGCUCAGUGCGAUAUUCGCUGAAGAUCAGGAUACAUUCUCUCAACAGUUUCGUAAGCAGUGCAGUGAAUCAAGUUUGUGCCAGUUUUUCGAAGUACUGAAUGACCUGAAUGACGAAAGUACAAGCGAAUGGAGUAUGCUAAAAUGUGAGUCAACUUUGCUCCACUAG
Messenger RNA from Gongylonema pulchrum, 210 nucleotides. NCBI's taxonomy places the organism in Eukaryota, Metazoa, Nematoda, Chromadorea, Rhabditida, Gongylonematidae. The record is from the annotation of a GenBank genome assembly.